Molecule: messenger RNA, 1398 nt
Organism: Dufourea novaeangliae
Lineage: Eukaryota; Metazoa; Arthropoda; Insecta; Hymenoptera; Halictidae
Product: serpin B3-like
Exons: 4
Coding region: 58-1398 (446 amino acids)
Molecular function (GO): serine-type endopeptidase inhibitor activity
Source: RefSeq, a predicted model, not a curated record
UCUGCGACGAUCGACGAAGAAACGAGCUUUUGGACGAGAACGUGAGGACCAGAGAAGAUGACGAUUUUAAUGCCGGCGAUGUCGGUGUUGCCCGUGUUGUUGCUGCUCGGCGGCUGCUCGGCCCAGUGUCUGACCGGCAACGACAAUCCACCAAUGGUGAACCCGACCACGAAGAAGGCGUUGGCCGACGGCCGUUACGCUUUCGCUCUGGACACCCUGAAGAAAACUGCGCUGAUUGAAUCGCGGGAAAAUAUUUUCUACAGUCCCCACAGCCUCCAUCAGGCGUUGACCUUGGCGUACUUCGGUUCCCGCGGCAACACGGAGCAGUCCUUGAAGAGAGCGCUGCACAUCCCGAAAGGCCAGUCGAAGGUCGACGUACAACGAUACUACGCGUUGGAGAAUUCCAUCAAGCAACAGAUCGACAUCCAGGGAAAUACAACGACUGACUACGAGUACACUUCGGCGAAUCGGCUGUGGAUAUCGGACACGAGGAAAGUACGCGAGUGCAUGUUGGACAUCUUCGGCGAUCAGUUAGAGAAAACUGACUUCCGUACGAAUCCCGGUGCCGUUCGGGAAAAUAUCAACCAGUGGGUCAGCAACACGACAAAAGGUCAUAUUCGGGACCUUCUACCACCGAACAGCAUCGACCAAGAUACCGAUUUGGUACUCGCGAACGCGGUCUACUUCAAAGGACGCUGGCAGAGUCGUUUCGAUCCGGCCAACUCCAAGAAGGAUCUCUUCUACAGUUCCGGAUCCAUGAAUUCUAUGGUCACGUUCAUGCACCAGAAGGGAACCUUUAACCAUCUAAUCUCCGAGCUCCUGGGCGCGCACAUCCUCGAGCUUCCCUACAAAGGCGAGCAAAUCUCCAUGUUCGUGAUGCUCCCACCGUUCGUCUCCGCGCGUUCAAUGAACGGAGGUGAUCGUGACGGUGUCCGUCAGUUGAUCGAACGUCUGUCAACCGACGAGGGAUCCGCUGAACUGAAGGACAUCCUCAGCUACGGGAUGCCACCCCGUGACGUUGAGGUCUAUCUACCACGUUUCGAGGUUGAGAAAGAGCUUCCUCUGGGUACCCUGUUACAUGCCCUUGGUGCUGGCGAUUUAUUAGCACCAAAUGCUGCGGAUCUUCGUGAUUUCCUGGAGGACGGCGAGAAACCGCUACAUCUGGGCGACGCUGUUCAUCGUGCGCGCAUCGAAGUCACCGAAGAGGGCACCACUGCGGCGGCCGCGACCGCUUUGUUUACGUUCCGCUCGGGCAGACCGUUGCAACCGGCGAUAUUCAACGCGAAUCAUCCGUUCGUGUACUUCAUCUACGACAAACCGAUGGGCACCAUAAUGUUCAGCGGGAUCUAUCGUUCGCCAAAUCCUACGAAGAACACGAUGGAGAUGUCGUCCCGCUGA